UGCGGAUGUUACAGAGGGAACAGUCCCAGCACCCGAAGACGCCGAGCCAUCACAUGCUAUCAGGGCCCAACCCCGACUUUGCUGCAUACCCUCCCGCGGGCAAAGUCCGUGUGACUCCGCGCACAUUCAGCGACACGCAUGCACCGCCGGGCCCGUCCGCCGCGCCACGCACCACUGCGCCCGCGGGAGGCGGAGUCCGCGGCGGUGGCGGCGGCGCGGAGACUGGAGUUCCGCGCGUGCAUUUCAGCGACACGCAUGCACCGCCCGGCCCCGCCCGGUGACGUGCGCGAUUUCAACCAAAUACAAGUAUGCGCCUCAAACCAUUCACUGUCGACAGCAUUGUUAAUAAGCACAUCGGCCUGCCAUUCACGGUGAUGCUUCUGUAAAUUCAUACUUCCGAACCACAAGAAUGGUGAACAUAUUCACCGGUGGCCUCUCGCUGUUGCAGUUGGUGCAGCGAGUGAUGUUUAACCCUUGUCACCCAUUGCCGCGACGCAUGUUCUAUUCAAUGCUUGCUGCUGCCCGCUGUUUUGCCGCUCCACACUAUCUCGCUCUAGUCCCCUAUCCAGGGCGAUCCUGUAGACCGCUCCUGCCCACUCCUUAUGGUUACUCGCUUACUGUUUCGGGCGCAUCCUUUCUGGUAGUCCCAACGCCAGCCCGGCCGCCGUCGUCCAGCCCAGCCAUCCCAAUACAGCAGCCACCUUCCGUCAGCCAGCCAUGGGCGCGACCGUCCACAGCGUUUACCGUCGGUUACGAGGCAACAUGUGAAUUCGCAACUUGCGCUACUGACUGCCUAUUCUCGUGCCGCCUGCUGUAAGCUGUCACCAGCUAGACAGGAUCAUACUAGGUGCUUACCAGGAGAGAACUAGAGCUAGGAGGACUUGUGAUGCUAGGCAACUAGGCGGAGAGUAAGGAACUAUAUGAGAAACCGAAGGAUAGGUGGCGUAUGUAUACGCCGUGUAAGAAUACUUGUAAGGCUCUGAAGGUGUAGCGUUGAUAAACGCUGUGUGACUCGUGCAUGGGACACUCCGCCGUGUGAAACCCACACGCGUGUCUGGCACCCUCUGGGUGUGUAUUGGCAUUCCCUCGUGCGUAACGGACAUGUAGCGCACCCUACGCUUACAUUCCCCCCCCUCAGAAGCGAACCGUCCUCGGGAGCCGUGACGCGUUGUAACCGGACACACUUGGUUACGUGCCAGUGGCGCGACGUUGGCGCUUAGCAUUGCGCAGGUUCACCCGUUCGAGGUAGUCGUUGAUGCAGUGCUCAACAAGCUCAUCCUCGCAAAGGACUGUGGAGGGUUCCCAAGAAUUGUGCUCAGCGCCGAAGCCAAGCCAUUUCACGAGGUACUCGCGAACCGAUUUGGAGCGACUUCCGCCCAGUUUGCGGUCGCGGUGUCCAAUAAUGUCUUCAACCUCCCAAUAUGCAUUGCCGUCAUCAUCAAAUAACUUCGGGGCUUGCGGGGGUUGGUACUGGCCGUCACUGGUGUACGGUUUCAGCAGCGACACGUGGAAAACCGGAUGAAUGCGGUACCCUUCGGGCAACGAUAGCUUAUAAGCUACCGGGCCAACUUUCUCAAGGACCGUAAAGGGUCCAAUAAAUUUGGGCAUAAGCUUUUUAGUACCGCCGGUUGGAGCCUUCAAGGCGAGAUUCUUUGUGCUCAGCAAAACGAGAGAUCCCACGGCGAAUGUGGAGUCCUGGCGUCGGGCGUCAGCAGCCUGCUUUUGCCGUGCCUGGGCACUGGUGAGACAGGCAAUUGCUCUCUUCAGGCGUUCGCCCAUGUGCUUAACCAAGGACGAUGCCAUGGGUACGGAAAAGGUAUGCUUGGGUGGUAAACCCAAGUUGCCGGGAGUACGCGGUUGGUACGGCGUGUAGAGUUCGAAGGGGUUUUCCCCAGUUGAUUUGCUGCGCGCAUUGUUGAUAGCGAACUCAAUCAUUGGCAGGCAUUCAUCCCAGUCGUCUUGCCUGGGGCCUACGUAGUGCCGUAGCGUCUCCUCAAGUAAGCGGUUCAUGCGUUCCGUUUGGCCAUCAGUUUGUGGGUGGAAGGCUGUAGACAGCCGCACCUUUGUGCGCAAGAGCUUGUGCACUUCAGGCCAGAAUUUACCCGCGAAUUGUGGUCCGCGGUCGGAAAUCACUUCAUCCGCUAAUCCGUGGUGGCGGAAAAUGUUUUGCAAAUAGAGCCAUGCCGCCUCCUCUGCAUCUAUCUCGUUUGUCGUGGGCGCAAAAUGCACCAUCUUUGUAAGACGGUCCACGAAAACCAUGAUAGCAGUGUGUCCGGAGGUGGUUUCGGGAAGCUGGGUGAUCAAAUCCAGUGUGACGCUUCCCCAGGGCCGUUUGGCGAUGGGUAGUGGCUGAAGCAAACCGCGCGGCUUUGCGGUUGAGGCUUUGUUACGUUGGCAGUCUGGGCAGGCGGCGGCGUAUCUCGUACAGUCUGCGCCCAGACCUUCCCAGACCUUCCCGCCUUAUAGCCUCGUAUAGACGUUCGUGCCCUGGAUGCCCGCUGGAACCACCGUCGUGGUAUUCAGCCAAGAGACUGCGCCGUAACGUGUCAACGGCGGGGACCAUCACCUGUCCCCCCUGGUAGUACAGGUCGCCGACUUUUUUCAGCUUUGCUACCCAGUUCCGAUUCCGGAACUUCGGAUCGGAUGCAUACCCAUCUGCAAGUUGCUUGCGGAUGUCUGCGGGGAUGGUUGUGCCCGCAGGUGGAGGUGCAUUGCGGGUCCGUUGCCCGCGCGUGAUUGCUUGCACGUGUGGAUCUAGGACGAGAUCGGGGUGCUGCGCCCGAAACUGCAGUACCAACAUUGCUAGUUGGGCGCGUGGCACUUCUGGAACCACAUCUUCAUAGAUGCGGCUUAGAGGGUCCGCAACAUUGAUGCGGCCUGGUUGGUAGGACCACUUAACGUUUUUGUCCUGCAGGAAUUCUAUCCACCGAGCCUGACGGCGUGAGAGCAGUCCGUUGGCCUUCAUAGAGUCCAGGUAAGUCAAGGGUUGGUGAUCGGUGACCACGGUUACAUCUGGCGCGCCCUCGAGAUAGCAGCGCCACUCUUGUAAAGCGUGAAUCACCCCCAGGGCUUCCUGGUCGGUGGUGGUGUAGUUCUUCUCAGCUGGUGUAAACCGGUGGCUGA
This is a messenger RNA of Chlamydomonas reinhardtii, 3123 nucleotides long. RefSeq lists its product as uncharacterized. NCBI's taxonomy places the organism in Eukaryota, Viridiplantae, Chlorophyta, Chlorophyceae, Chlamydomonadales, Chlamydomonadaceae. Bases 54 to 281 code for a protein of 75 amino acids. The transcript is spliced from 3 exons. The record is from RefSeq and is a predicted model, not a curated record.